CGCUGAGGGGCGUGUCGGGGGCGUGUCCGGGGCGUGGGGCGUGUCCCGCCCCGCCCAGCGCGGCUGGCGGCGGCGCCGAUGGGGCUGCGGGCCUGGCUGCGCUCCUGCUGUGGCUGCUGCGGCGGGGAGGCGGCGGCGCCCGAGAAGGAGCCUCUGAUCAGCAACAACAACCCCUACGCCUCCUUUGGAGCCACGCUGGCGCGGGACGAGGAGCAGAACCUGUGGAGCACCCCACACGACGUGACCCACACGGAGGCGGACGAUGACCGGGUGCUGUACAACAUGAUCGUGGUCAGGAACCAGCUGGACAAGGACUCGGAGGAAUGGCAAAAGCUCAACUAUGAUAUUUAUACCUUACGGCAGACCCGAAAAGAAGUGAGAAGCAGGUGGAAACACAUCUUGGAGGAUUUAGGUUUCCAGAAGGAAGCAGACUCCCUCUUAUCAGUGACCAAACUCAGCAUCAUCAGUGACUCUCAGAACAUGGGCAAAGCCCGAGACAUCUUGUUAAAGCUCUCCGAAGAGACAAACAUCUUCCCGACCAGCUGGGAGCUUUCUGAGCGCUACCUUUUCGUGGUGGAUCGGCUCAUAGCUCUGGAUGCUGCAGAUGAGUUCUUCAAGAUGGCCAGUGUGGUGUAUCCGAAGAGACCCAGUGGGGACAGAGUGGACAAUAGCCAGAAGGCCCCACAGCACAUCUCUGCUGUGAUGCCCUGAGGAGCACACCUUUCUGGUACAAGACGGACAGCAAGUUUCUUUCCCUCCAGGACCCAGCUCCUCUGCUGAGGAGUCAGCACAAGUAGUGCUGCUCCUUGUUUUCCUGCAGGGAAGCAACUGGGCAGCCAGAGCAGGGAGGCCAGCAAGCUGUGCCCAUCAGGAAGGCACAGGAAGGCAGAUUCUGGCCCUGAGUUGCUCCCAAACAGAAGGGAGCAAGAACUGCUGUAGCAUAGCCCCGGUGGGAGACCACUAGCUGAGUAGUAUGUGCAAUAGGCACGAGGAGAACCUGCCACACAAGGCUUUGCUACCAAUAGCUGCAGAAGUCUAGAUGCCUCUUGUUACAAGUGCUGCAAGGAGAUCCGCGUUUCCACCUUCCACUGGUACCUGCUACUGUCCCUACCCUUGCCCCUGCUAGCCAGGAGGGCCAGUGAGGGAGGAAAAAUACCUCAGCUGUCUACAACUCCAUGACAUUUCUCUGUGCACUGGUCCUCUUCCUUGUCCCCAUCCCCUGGCAGCACCGCUGGGCAGGUCCCAGGGCAUUCAGCAAAGAUGCAGGAGCAGCAUGUAGCCAUGAGAGGAGUGAGUGCCGGGUGGCAAAGCUCUGGAGCAGCGCUGCAGCUGGGUGCUGUGUCCCCUACCAUUAGGGGUUUGGAGUGCUAAGCAUGAUAUCUUAGAAGGAGGUAGAUUUUUAGAAAGGUGCUGAGGUCAGACCUAUUGAGAAUUUGGCUCCUGUACUGUCCUCUGAUUGCUUGCCCAGCAUCUUAAGUCAUUUCAGAAAGUUUUGGUCUUAAUUGCAUAAAAACCCCCCCCACUAUAAAGCUGCAUGUAGCGUCAAUAUAUACUGUCCCUGCUGUUAAUGAGGAUUUUUUAAUGAACAUACUUUAUAUUUUGGAUUUUUGUCUGAUAAUGAGCAAUAAUUUUAAAACAAGAUUUCAUCUUUUAAAAACAAGUGAAAGUUUUUCACUAGUUAACACAUGUGCUGCUAAUUUACCAGUCAAAGAUGCUGGUUACACAGGACCUCCCAGAAUAGCAAAACAGAGCUUUUAUUUGUUUAUACUUACAGUGUUUUAAAUGUAUAUAUAUUUAUGAAUUGUUUCUGUUUGUCAGUCUUCCUGGGAAACAUUUGCCUCAACGCAGGCCAUCAGUGAAAACUGAGUUUAAUAAACAAAACACAUUACAAAA
Messenger RNA from Columba livia (rock pigeon), 1893 nucleotides. It is a transcript of the gene MREG, whose product is annotated as melanoregulin. Lineage: Eukaryota; Metazoa; Chordata; Aves; Columbiformes; Columbidae. Bases 79 to 711 code for a protein of 210 amino acids. The transcript has 5 exons. Gene Ontology annotation, biological process: melanocyte differentiation; melanosome transport. Gene Ontology annotation, cellular component: melanosome. The record is from RefSeq and is a predicted model, not a curated record.